UUCUUCCUUAAACAGAAUGGGCACGAUACCAGUUUGUAGUCCAAAUGGCGUCCUCCGUAAUCUUCUUUUGCCGGAUGCACCUCUUUCCGGCCUGGGUUCCUUUCAGUCGAAAUCCCGAUCCCUAGCUUCCUACCGGCGGCGGUGGAAGAUGAGUGGAACUAUAUUCUCUUCGAAGCCGUUGUCGGCUGAGCUCUCCGCCGCCGAGCAGGAGUGGCUGAAAAAGCUCCCGGAUAAGAAGAAGCCGCUUUACUCACACAGCCUCCCCUGCAUCGAGGCCUGGCUUAAGAAGUUAGGUUUUAAUCAGAGCACAACUGACCGUGCUACGUGGUUCAUCGAGAGGCCUGAUUGGCACGCACAGCUCUCGCUUGACGUAACGGAUCUCUACAUUAGCUCUAGGUCAACAACAAUGUAGGCAUGCAUUGUCGGAAUAAAAAUAAAAAAUUGGGUCGAAUUUAUCAUACGUGAAGUGUUGCGUCUACCUUUUGGGGAUGCAGGAGGUGUAUUUAUAGAUCAGAAGUUCAUUAUCUUUUUCAUAUAUUAAAUGCCCCACUUGUUUGACCAGGAACUAGGAGGCGGUUUGAUUGUAAGAUUUAACCAAGUUCUAGCAGGGAUUUAGCUGAAUCUGUCCUAAUGAUUUUCUUGAAUCACGUAAAUUUUACUACAUUUGUAUUUCUCAUUUUCCACCCGAUUAAUAUC
Messenger RNA from Phalaenopsis equestris, 696 nucleotides. RefSeq lists its product as uncharacterized. The transcript has 2 exons. The coding region runs from base 17 to 412 and encodes 131 amino acids. NCBI's taxonomy places the organism in Eukaryota, Viridiplantae, Streptophyta, Magnoliopsida, Asparagales, Orchidaceae. The record is from RefSeq and is a predicted model, not a curated record.